AUGGCAGAUCAGAAGCAAGACCCGAAGCCACAGGAAGGGGCCCAAAAUGGCCCUUCCGAGGCAGAAAUCCGCCAGGAGUCUGCGAAAGCUGCUGAGAAAGCACUUGAGGCACAGAAAAAGGCAGAGGAACUCAAACAAGCGGCCCAAGGAGCUGCAGAUGCCGAUGAACGCCAGAAGCUGAUGGAGGAAGCCAUUGAUAAACAGAUCGAGGCCGAGUCCUUCGGGAAGACUGCAAAAUACAUGCGAGGCGGCGCCUUUCAAGGCAUGUGCGUCGGCGCUGGCUUAGGCACGGCUCCCGGUCUCACAUUAGGAGCAUUAACUGGCACCUUGGUUGGCGGGCUUACAUCAACGAUCCUCGGAGGGCUGGGUGCCGGUCUGGGCAGUAUUGUCGGCUGGGCUCAUGGGCCCUUCUGGAACAUGGGACAGGUCAUUGGCAAAGGUGUGAGGAAGGUCACUGGUGAUCUACCCAGCUGGGAGGCCACGGAUGAGCAGAAGAAGAAACUGGAGGAGAUGAUUUCACAAGCAAACCAAGAAGAGAUGCCUGGCGCAAAGGAGCUGCGAGGUAUGGCGAACGAUGGCUGGGACGGUGCCAAGCAUCAAGGAAAGGCCUGGUACAAGACGGGAGCUUCUUAUAUGCCAGGAAGCAGGCCAUAUGCUACAGGAAAGGCAUCUGACGGAGCAUGGCAGUCCAAGAUACAGGCCAAGCAAGACGACGACCCAGUGCGAGCGAGCCCGGACACUGUGAAAUCUGUGAAACAGGCCAGUAGAAGAUCGCAGGCCCAGUCAGAGCAGCAGUCUACAAACCCGACUUCUGCACAGCGAGGAUCAAGCACUAUGAAGAGGGCUUCAGGACCGACACCCACUACCGAAGCAAGAAAGCAGCCACGAAAAUUGGAACGAAGAUCAAAUGGACCUGGUCAAGAUGCAGAUGUCACUCAAGCGAAGCGCGGCAAACCUCGCAAGCUGGAAGUUCGCUCGUAG
Molecule: messenger RNA, 981 nt
Organism: Cercospora beticola
Lineage: Eukaryota; Fungi; Ascomycota; Dothideomycetes; Mycosphaerellales; Mycosphaerellaceae
Source: RefSeq, a predicted model, not a curated record